CGUCAUAAAUCUAGGGUUUUCAAUGAAUUUGCCAAUUCCUUUUGGCAAACCCCCUCUCUCCAAAGUCUUUCCCUCUCACCAUAUCAAUCAGAGACACAUAUAAAACCGUGGAAGCAGAUCCAUCGAGGAUUGGGGAUCCUCUGGCGUUGCCGAUCAAUAUGGAAACGACGUCGAGAGUAGAAAUGUUGGCGAAAGGAGGGCUGCGGGAGAUCCCUCCGCAGUAUAUUCAGCCACCGGAGCUUCGACCGAAACUCCUUAAGGCCGAGGAUGUUGCUCGAAUCCCGACCGUCGAUCUGUCCAGCAGCUUCGAGUCGGCGAGGGAGGCCAUCGGUAGCGCAUGCCACCGCUGGGGGGCGUUCUAUGUGGUCAACCAUGGAGUUCCGAUCCAACUUCUGAAUCAGAUGAGGUCAUUGGGUCUCUCAUUUUUCAGGGAUUGUCCCGUCGAAGAGAAGCUCCGUUACGCCUGUGACUCCACCUCCGCCGCCUCCGAGGGUUACGGCAGGCGCAUGUUACUUGGCUCCAAGAACAACGAUGUUUUGGACUGGAGGGAUUACUUCGACCACCAUACCUUCCCUCUCUCUCGCCGUGACCCUUCUCGCUGGCCCCUCAAUCCGCCUUCUUACAGGCAAGUAGUGACAGAAUUCAGUGAGGAGAUGAAGGCGUUGGCUCAGAAGCUGUUGGAGCUUAUUUCAGAGAGCCUUGGCCUACCUUCUUCGUGCAUCGGAGAUGCUGUUGGGGAAAUCUAUCAGAAUAUCACGGUUAGCUACUACCCGCCUUGUCCUCAGCCUGAGCUCACUCUUGGUCUCCAGUCGCAUUCCGAUAUGGGUGCAAUUACCCUCUUGAUUCAAGACGAUGUCGGAGGCCUUGAGCUUUUCAAAGAUGGCCACUGGCUCACUGUUACUCCCAUGUCCGAUGCUGUGCUCGUCCUUUUAGCAGAUCAAACCGAGAUCAUAACGAACGGCACAUACAAAAGUGCUCAACACAGAGCCAUCACCAACGGUAAUCGAGCGCGUUUAUCGGUUGCAACUUUUCAUGACCCCUCCAAGACAGCAAAGAUAUCCCCAACUCCUCAACUUAUCAGUGAAGGCUUGCCUGCACGUUACCGGGAAAUUGUGUACGGCGAGUAUGUAUCAUCAUGGUACUCAGAUGGUCCAGAAGGGAAACGGAACCUGGACGCUCUCUUACUCCACCAGUCGUAGUCUUAGUCGUCAACCUGCGUGUGCCAAUGUUUCAUAUGGAUAUUGACGUCGUUAUGUAUUUUCAAUUUGCCUGAAUGCGAGAGAAUAACACAUACUAUGCAAAAAUAUGAUGACCUAAAGGAUUUGGGUAAACAGUUCCCUCGA
Messenger RNA from Tarenaya hassleriana, 1343 nucleotides. RefSeq names its product leucoanthocyanidin dioxygenase. The transcript has 3 exons. The record is from RefSeq and is a predicted model, not a curated record. Lineage: Eukaryota; Viridiplantae; Streptophyta; Magnoliopsida; Brassicales; Cleomaceae. Bases 159 to 1199 code for a protein of 346 amino acids.